GCUCACUUCGCGUUGCUCCCUCACUCUCUGGAAAGGGGAGCUCUGCUGCGGCGAAUGCAUAUUCUGCACACGCAGCGAGCGAGCGUAGAGUAGAGUGUAGGUGUGCGAAUGAAUGGAUAUUUUGCGAGAGGGUCGAGCAGCUCUUUGCCGUGUCUCGCAAGUCGAUGAAAACUCCUGGAGCUAGGAUUGCGAGUCAUCGGAUUUUCGAAUUUUACGAGGGAGGGAGGAAAUCGGGUGUGGCGAUUUUGUCUCCGGUGGCGGACAGGGAUUAUGUGCUAGAGCAGGUGUUGCGUUUGAUGUAGUGAAGGCGACUGCAGUCAGCCACAAUGCUCAUUAGGGUGAUAAUUCGGGGAACUGUUGUUGUGUCGAGUGCUGCUGGAGUUUGACGUGUGGUUAUGUAGCCUAGUGAGAGAAACCCUAGAAAAGAUGAAGUUGGGCCCUCAGGGUCACUAUAACCUGAACGGGGAGACUUUAGUAGGGAAUGCUCUUCACGACUUGAAUACGAUUGAUUCCAGAAACCCUGAGAUUGAUGGGAUAACGGACACCGACCGGGAUGCCCCGACUGGUGAUGAACUGGACAACGACGAUGAUUCUACGUCCAACGGGGACUAUGGCAACCUUGCCCUGCAAAGAACAGGACAGAAUUUGGAGCAAUCUUUGACUAUGGACAAUGAAGGAUCGCGUUCACCUUAUGGUGUGCUCACACUAAACGACGUCAUUCCCAUCGAAUCAACAAGAGCUCGCUUCUUGCAGCUCAUCAUUGACUACUUCAUAAGGUAUCAUGUUGUUCCGGCCACGGAGGCACCUGAAGGUAACUCUUACAGUCCAAAUGGGAAGGAUAAAUCGAAGAAGCGAAAGUCGAGAGAUGUUCAAUACGAAGGUGACCCUCGAUACUUGCUACCUUUGACCUUCGUGGCCAAUCUGUAUGAAACAUUGAUUCGCGAAAUAAAUCAGCGAUUGGCAACUAUUGAGGGCCUCCAAGAGAAAACUUUUGGAGUGGCACUUGAAGCUGCUGGUGGACUGUACAGGAGACUCGUGAAGAAGUUUCCCAAAUCAGAGUCCGAGGAGUCAAUGCAGGGAUCAAACUGCUUCCCUACAUCCCCAAACACAUGUAGAGUUGGAAAUGGUGCCGUCGGAGCGACAAUGACCUUUAAGAGGCGCGAGAUGGCAUCUGCGUUGGAGGCCCGCACAAAAUUUCCUCAGUUAGUGACUGGCGAGGAGAAGCGCGUGCGUUUUGUUGUCGUGCAUGGUUUAGAGCUGGUGGAGCGACCUAAUCUAUCCCCGGAAGAUGCAGAAUGGUUCAAGAGAUUGACAGGAAGGCACGAAGCACAGAUUUAUGAGUCGGAUUACAAGUAUUUUGCUGCCAGAGUGAAGCACCGCCGUGCUCCUCACCAUACUUUGUCGUCUAUGACACUGCUACAGCCUUAUCCAGGUAAUGAGCCUCCAACGACUUUGUCCUCUCCCACAUUACGUCAGCAGGGAUUUGAAACCCAUGGGAUGGAGUGUCAGCCCUAUCCGGCUAGAGAUCCUGGAGUUUUACCACCGCACGUGGUGUCAUCAUGGGCAUUUGAACAGCUUCAGCAACAACAUCAACUGCAACAUCAGCAGCAUCAACAUUCUCCACACGUUCAACAUCAACAGCUUACACAGCAUACAGUACAUACGCCGCCUCAUGUGCCACGAGAUUUGGAUGCACCCGGAAUGCAUGGCUCGGUCGUUCAGCAUCAGGCGACAGGCCCUUCGAAGUAUUGCGACGAAUGCGGUUCGGCGUACAUUCGGGAGACGUCGAAGUUCUGCUCAGAAUGCGGCACCAAGCGACUUGGUGUGAUGUAGGCCACAUUUCUACAUCCGAGGGAUGAUGUAGCUUUUCAUAUUCUCACCAGCGUUCUCGUGAGGAAAUUAGCUUUCGGGAGGUUAAAAAUUUGUACAGUGCACUGUUCUCAGUGCCCAUCAGCACUCUGCUUGGGCAAUUUUAGACUCAUUUGUCAUCUUUCGAAUGGAGACUUCACUCCUUGCCCUUGAACAUCCUGAGAAGUUCCAGAUUAGUAUGGUUCAUUCUGAAGAUUUGUCCACGCAGCAGACAGGGCUGCUUUCCAACAUGUGUUUGAAGUUGGUAGCAGCAGGUAGGAGUAGUAGCUUCUUCUCAUCUAGGACAGAUUGAAUCAUGUAUUAUAAGGUUUGCUCAAAUCUUCGAGCACUUCAUUGUACUGUUACAUGCAGUCUUCUCAGAGCAAGAGUAUUUUGCAGCUCCUCACUGCCAUUAGUGUGAAA
Messenger RNA from Physcomitrium patens, 2271 nucleotides. RefSeq lists its product as uncharacterized. NCBI's taxonomy places the organism in Eukaryota, Viridiplantae, Streptophyta, Bryopsida, Funariales, Funariaceae. The record is from RefSeq and is a predicted model, not a curated record.